GGUUUUAUUACCAGUUCUCACUUCUCAGGGCUCAGGCAAUUACCAAAACAGGUUUAAGAAAGCAAAGUGUAUCCCAAGAACUAUUCUUAUCCCCAAACGUUGAAACAACUACUUCUCUAGUUUCUACUAAUCUAAGAUAUUCUAGUUCAACUCUCUUCACUUUUCUGGGCAUAUACGAGGUAACAAUCUUCUAUUUCUUGCGCAACCACAAAAAAUAAAUAAAGAUCGAUUUUUUGUUGUUAAUAUAUACACCUUACCUUACCUUACCUUAUGCUGCAAAAGCUUUAAACUAUGGUUGAGAUUAUUGGAUUUCAACUUGAUUGGUACUGUGAUUAGCAAUAAAUUUGAGCAUUGGGUUCUGAUUUUUAGUAAAGAAAACCCUAGUUUUAAUGGGUCAAUUUUUGUAGUUUUCCACUAUUAAGUAUUAACAUAGCAAAAAUGUCAUCAUUUUGCCUGAUUUCUAAUAGUGGGUUGGUAAGCAACCCACAAAAUUAUAGAUUUUAUGCGUUGAGAGCUAAAUCUUUUGAUAGAUGUGUGUUGUUCAGACAUGGUUGUGCUUCUUUCUGUUCAUCAAAGUCUCAAAUUUAUAGUACAAAUUCUUUGCGUGAGGUGGUUUGUUGUAGUAAAGUGAGGACAAUAAGUGAUGCAAGUGAAAAGAAUAAAGUUGCUCAUUUAGAGGAUAGGGAAUCUGUUGAUGUAAAGAGGAAGUUUUCUUUAAGAUUAAGGCCUAGAUUGAGGUUAUUGUCAACAAGAUUGAGAAGGGUGUCGAUUCGAUCAGCUUUAAAUGAUUUUGGGAUGUUUUUGAGAAAGCAUAUGAAGAAAGUCACACUAGUCACUUCUAUUUCUUUUGCUCUAGGAGUUUGUUAUUUGUUUAUGAAGCUAAUGUCGAUUCCAUCUCCGAAAAUUGUUCCUUAUUCGGAUUUGGUUACGAGCAUCCAAAGCGGGUCUGCUACGAAAGUUCUUUUUGAGGAAGGAUCUCGUAGGAUAUACUUCAAUACUAAGCUUCAGAAUGUUGAAUCUGUUCAUUUGGAGGAAGGAAAUCCGGGUUCGGAGUAUGAACAGGCUGAGAAUGUGGUUGAGAAUGUAGAAGGUGGAGUUGCUGUGGCGGUUGAGGUUACUGCUCAAGUUAGGGACACAGGUGUUCCUGCAAAAAGUGUGAGGAAAAAAUCUGCUGUUCCUGAGUGGCAGUAUGCUACAAGAAAGGUUGAUCAUGAUGAAAGCUUUCUCUUAGGUAUGAUGAGAGAAAAGGGUAUCACAUACAGUUCAGCACCUCAGUCAGCGCUAAUGGCAAUGAGGAGUAUUUUGCUUACUAUCUUCACAUUAUGGAUACCGUUGACUCCACUAAUGUGGCUGCUUUAUCGUCAACUAUAUGCUUCUAAUGGUCCUGCAAAGAAACGAAAGCCUAGUAGUCAGACUGUUAGCUUUGAUGAUGUAGAAGGCGUUGAUACUGCGAAAGUUGAACUCAUGGAGAUAGUAAUGUGCUUGCAAGGUGCUAUCAACUAUAACAAAUUAGGAGCAAGGUUACCACGAGGCGUUCUGCUAGUAGGUCCUCCUGGAACAGGAAAAACCUUAUUAGCCCGUGCUGUAGCUGGAGAAGCUGGUGUACCAUUCUUCUCUGUAUCUGCCAGUGAGUUCGUGGAGUUGUUUGUUGGAAGAGGAGCUGCACGUAUUAGAGACCUUUUCAAAGUUGCGAGGAAAUCUUCACCAUCCAUUAUAUUUAUUGAUGAACUUGAUGCUGUUGGAGGAAAGCGUGGUAGAAGUUUCAACGAUGAACGUGAUCAAACACUCAACCAGUUGCUCACAGAAAUGGAUGGGUUUGAGUCAGAUACAAAAGUAAUUGUUAUUGCUGCAACAAACAGACCUGAAGCAUUAGACGAGGCUCUUUGUCGUCCUGGUCGCUUCUCUAGGAAAGUUCUUGUGGGAGAACCAGAUGAAGAAGGAAGGAGAAAGAUACUGGCUGUGCAUUUAAGAGAUGUUCCUCUUGAGGAAGACAAGCAGCUUAUCUGCAACCUUGUUGCGUCCCUCACCCACGGUCUUGUUGGUGCUGAUCUCGCUAACAUUGUCAAUGAAGCCGCAUUACUUGCUGCACGCAGAGGUGGAGAAGUGGUGUCGAGAGAAGAUAUAAUGGAAGGCGUAGAAAGGGCAAAGUUUGGGAUCAACAAUAAGCAAAGAACUUCAAAUAUAAUUAGCAAGGAGCUUGGGAAAUUAUUCCCUUGGAUGCCAUCUAUUAUGGGAAAAUCCGACUCAAAAACUGAAGGAUUUCAGGGGCCAUUGGGGUAUCAAACAUUAAGUUCAUGAUACUGUAAUUAUAAUUUUGGUAAUGGUUAUAUUUGUUGUCACAUUUUUUGAAAGUGCGAUGCACAGUUCUUUGAUCUCGCUCUCUCCGGAUGGUGAUGGAUCUUUAUACAUACCAUGAUGUUAAUUAA
Molecule: messenger RNA, 2426 nt
Organism: Beta vulgaris subsp. vulgaris (sugar beet)
Lineage: Eukaryota; Viridiplantae; Streptophyta; Magnoliopsida; Caryophyllales; Amaranthaceae
Product: probable inactive ATP-dependent zinc metalloprotease FTSHI 3, chloroplastic
Exons: 4
Coding region: 439-2298 (619 amino acids)
Biological process (GO): proteolysis
Cellular component (GO): chloroplast thylakoid
Molecular function (GO): ATP binding; ATP hydrolysis activity; ATP-dependent peptidase activity
Source: RefSeq, a predicted model, not a curated record